This is a messenger RNA of Bombus pascuorum, 1403 nucleotides long. RefSeq names its product RAB6A-GEF complex partner protein 2. Bases 121 to 1266 code for a protein of 381 amino acids. Gene Ontology annotation, cellular component: Golgi membrane; Ric1-Rgp1 guanyl-nucleotide exchange factor complex. NCBI's taxonomy places the organism in Eukaryota, Metazoa, Arthropoda, Insecta, Hymenoptera, Apidae. The transcript has 6 exons. The record is from RefSeq and is a predicted model, not a curated record. Gene Ontology annotation, biological process: retrograde transport, endosome to Golgi.
AAUAUGUAGUAUAAAAUAUUAUGAAACAAAUUUUUGAUAUGAAUUAAUAUAUUCCAGAAAACGAGUAAUAUAUUGUGAGAUUUAUUUAAAUGUAUAUUCAUAAUUUUUAUAAUAAAAAUUAUGAUUGAGAUAACAGCAAAACUAAUUAGAGGACCUGUAUAUUUUUCUGGUGAAGUUAUAGAAUGUUUGGUCACAUUUAGUAAUCCAUUAAAUCCAAUUCAUCAAAUAUCUCAAAGUCAUAGUGAUAUUUUUGAGAGUCUCGCAUGGGCUAGUGCACAAGUUCAUUGCCAAUGUUCCACAAAUAAUAAAAUUGUUUUCUCAGAGAGGCUGAACAUGACAGCACAAUUAGCAGCUAUUAAUGCAAAUACAACCUUUGCACCAUGGCAACAGGAUAAUGGUCAUGUUGUUCUAAAUACAAAGCCAAAAAUUUUAUUUUGUGACUUAAGAUUAUCUCCUGGUGAAAGUAAAACAUAUAUUUAUCGGGAGACAAUUCCAAGCGAUGCACCUCCAUCUUAUAGAGGACAUGCAGUAAAGUAUUCAUAUAAAAUCACAAUUGGAACACAACGAGUAAACACAGCUAUAAAGCUACUUAGAGUUCCAUUCAGAGUACUUUCUUUGAGUGAAUUGCCUGAAGUAACUGCUUGUAAUGAUAGUGUUGACUUGAGUCCAAAUAAUCCAUUCAUGGAAACACAACACAGAGAUACUCCAUUAGAUGUUGCGCUACAAACUCUUCAGAAUUUAACAGCUAGGCGCAGUCCAAAUUUUUAUAAUAUUACAAACGGACGUGGGCGCGUUGUAAGAUUUUGUCUUUUUAAAAAUUCGUAUAAACUUGGAGAAGACAUAGUUGGAACGUUUGAUUUCUCGAAUGCUACCGUUUCUUGUGCGCAAGUAUCUGUUGCGUUGCAAUCAGAGGAACAUAUUUCAGAGGAAUACAGACGAGGAAAGGUGUCAACACCAACUUUAGUCAGUUAUAACAAACACCACGAAAUGUGUAUGGGUUUAAAAUAUUCCCAUUUGGUAUUACCCAUACCAUUACACGUAACACCAGAUUUUACUACUGAUUUAAUGACACUAAAAUGGAGACUACACUUCGAAUUUGUUACGACUUCCAAAUUAGUAGAAGUGCCCAAUAAAAGUACUGUUAACUGGCAAGGACCAUUGAUCUUGGAUGUUGAAACGAUGACAUGGGAUUUACCUGUUCAUAUUCAUCCAACAACUACGCCACCUAAUACUGCACAACAAACUAGAUAUAAUACAGUGAUAUAACAAAUUGUGAAAUUUUGUUAUAUUGGAAAUUCACAGAGGUUUAUUAUUUUUCAUUAAUAGUUGUUAAGCCAUGCAUUUUCUUAAUUAUUGAUAUAAUAAUAUCGAAAAAAUAAUGUAUAUUGAAAAGCGUAAAUAGA